GCUUAUCAGAUGGCCGGAACCAGCCUAGGUCUUCGUCAUCGCCUGUGACUCCAAACAUCAACACGCAGUUGCGAUUGCCGGGUCGAUUGUUAGAGUCACACUUUGUAGACAUGUAUUCAUACUAGAUCUCUUUGACAGCUGCCCUGAUCCGUUCUUUUUAACCUCGAUUUCUGCGGUAUCGGAGAUAUCUCCUUGUCGCCACCUUGACACCUAGACCAUGGACCCCAACAACACCUCCACCACCAACACUGAAGCUGAACUUGAAUCCUUCCGCCAGAAAUGGAAAGAGGAAGUCACGGCCAGAAGUAAAGGCGCAGCGCCCAGACCACAAACGAGUAGUACUGCAUCAUCUUCCAGACCUCACGUGUCCAAGAGUAAUGCGCCGGACGCUGUAGCCUACUCCCACACACGCCAGCGCAGUGUGGAAGAAGUGGAUGAGGUAACUCCUCAUGUGUAUCACGACCUCGGUGAGAAGCAGCAUGGACGAAGACUGGAUGAAACCAGCGCCCAGGCUGCCGCCGCUGCUUCAGCGGGUAAAGAACCGACUUCUGCCUUAGACCACUAUGAGAAAGCCGUCGAGAAAGAAAGUCAGGGAAGUUUGGGUGACAGCGUGAACUUGUAUAGAAAAGCUUUCAGGCUCGACUCCAAAGUGCACGAAUCGUACAAAGCAAAGCACUUUCCACCUUCGUUUUUCAAAGCCAACCCUCCACGACCACCAGCACCAACCGUCUCCUCAGGUUCGGCACCUUUGACAACACCAGCGUCAAAACCACAAGACCCCAACCCCUCGAAUGCCUCCGCAACAGUACCCAACACCGCCCACCACUCCCUAGAUGGCCUCUCAUCUUCCCUCCAAACCCUCCUCACCGACUUCUCCUCCCUCUCAAUCCAAGGAGCACCGCCACCAACCGAGUUCUCCCCUCUGCCACCAUGUCCCAUCUCCACCAUCCCCGAGGAACUCCUAGUUGAGAUCCUAUCACACCUCGUCGUGCAAGACGUAUCAUCCUACGUGCGCCUGGCCCAGGUCUGCAAGCGCCUCGCCUACCUCGUCACGACAGAAGACCGCGUUUGGAAGCGUCUAGCCGUCGGCCCCGAAUACGGCUUCGCAGCCAUGCACUACGCGUUCGCGUGCCAAGUCGACGGCAAACCGCUCGGCGACGACGGACAAGGCGGAUACAUCCUCGAUCUCGAUUCGGAGCUAGAAGCGGAGGAACAGCCUCCCCCGCCCUCUCCAGCCGCCCUGACUACCCUCCUCGUCCCCACGCCUUACCCCACUUACCGCGCACUCUUCCACCGUCGCCCACGCAUCCGCUACAGCGGCUGCUACAUUAGCACGGUGAACUACUCCCGCCCCGGCCAGUCAUCCCCGACAAGCGUGUCCUGGAACUCGCCCAUCCACAUUGUGACAUACUACCGCUACCUACGCUUUCUACGCGACGGGACGUGCAUCUCGCUGCUCACUACGUCGGAGCCUACAGAUGUAGUACCCUACCUGCACGUCGAGCAUAUGCACAAGAACCACGGCGCGCUGCCGAGUGCGCCCAUGAAGGACGCGUUGCUGGGGCGCUGGCGAUUGACUGGCGGUGGUGGUGAGGAAGAGGGAGAGAAGGAGGGCACGUUGGUUGUGGAGACGGCGGGCGCGACACCAAAGUAUCUGUACAAGAUGAUGUUGAGCGUUGGGAGUGCAGGGAGGGGCGCCAAGAACAAUAAGUUGGGUUGGCAGGGGUACUGGAGUUAUAAUCGGUUGACGGAUGAUUGGGGUGAGUUUGGCUUGAAGAACGAUCGGCCAUUUUUCUAUAGUAGAGUCAAGAGCUAUGGGAUGGGUUGGGGGGAGGGGGGGAUGAAGAAGUAG
Dothidotthia symphoricarpi CBS 119687 is the source of this 1852-nucleotide messenger RNA. RefSeq lists its product as uncharacterized. The record is from RefSeq and is a predicted model, not a curated record. Bases 218 to 1852 code for a protein of 544 amino acids. The transcript is spliced from 2 exons. Gene Ontology annotation, cellular component: SCF ubiquitin ligase complex. Gene Ontology annotation, molecular function: protein binding. Lineage: Eukaryota; Fungi; Ascomycota; Dothideomycetes; Pleosporales; Dothidotthiaceae. Gene Ontology annotation, biological process: SCF-dependent proteasomal ubiquitin-dependent protein catabolic process.